CUCCAACACUCAAAAACCUACCUCUUUCUCUCACAUUCUUCAAUUCUGCUUCUCUCCCGCUUACCCAUGGAGAUGGAGGAUCCGAAUCGCCUUCUUCGACCGUCUCAAUUCGAGUUCCAGCUGCUGCACUCUCAUUCACAGACUCAGAAUCAUCAGAACCAUCCGAGCUAUCUGCUUCCGUCUUUGCUUUCCUCUCAACAUCUUCUUCCCCACUCAUUUCCUGCUUUCGCUCCUUCCAUCGACUCCGGCCAUCACCGCCUCUCCGAUAGCGCUUUUGCUUCUCACGCGGACGCCCAUUCUGCUUUUGCUAAGCUGGCGUUGAGACCAAAGAAGGAAAUAGAUGAUGUGGCUCAGAUUGGUGGGCAUGAAGCUGCUGCUGGACCGAGCAAGGUACUUCAUGAUCCGUCGUUAUCUAUUCCACAGUCCUGCACGGGUAGAAAACAUAACCCUAAGUCAAAGGUUCCUAAGCAUACGAAAGCUGGGACUCAAAGAUCAACUGCGGAUUCUCAUAAUGGUCUGAAUCCAGCUAUUGGUUGCCGCUAUGACAGCUCUUUAGGCUUGUUAACCAAGAAAUUUGUUAGUUUAAUUCAGGAGGCCAAGGAUAGAACCCUUGAUUUGAACAAAACAGCAGAGGUGUUGGAGGUUCAAAAGCGGAGGAUAUAUGAUAUUACGAACGUUCUUGAAGGAAUAAAUUUGAUAGAGAAAACUUCAAAGAAUCAUAUACGCUGGAAGUGUUAUGAGGGGUCGACACCAGGGGAGCUAGAUGAUCAAGUUUCUAGAAUACAGGAUGAAGUUGAAAGUUUAUAUGCUGAAGAAUGCAGGCUUGAUGAUGCUAUAAGGGAAAAGCUAGAGCUUCUGAGGGCCCUGGAGGAAGAUGAAAAGAAUAAAAAGUUCCUAUUUUUGACGGAGGAAGAUAUUUUAAGCCUUUGUUGCUUCCAGAAUCAAACACUUAUUGCAAUAAAAGCUCCCCAAGCUAGUUAUAUUGAAGUUAUUGAUCCUGAUGAUGAGGAUACUUGUUUUCCCCAAAAGCAGUUUAGAAUGAUUGUCAGAAGCACUAUAGGACCUAUACAUUUGUACCUCUUGAGCAAAUACCAAGGGCAACGAGAGAAUAUUGCUGUUAAGCAAGCUAAAUCAGUGGGUUCAUCUUCUUGGAAUAGUAGUGAUUAUUCCAGAGUGGAAGACGGAGGGCUUUCUUCAUACCAUCAGGGUAAUAAAAAGGACAGUUCUGAAAUUCUCAGCUUACCAGGCUCAGAGGCAUCUUCUGGGAUUCAGAAGAUUAUUCCUUCACACGUCAAUGCCAAUGACGAUUAUUGGUUUAGAUCAGAGCCUGAAGUCAGCCUGACAGAUCUAUGGGCGAAUUAGGACUGGGCCCAGAGCAAAUAACCUCUCCUUCAAGACAAUUCUGGGAAGAGUGGUGCAGCAUUGGCCAAUGGACAUUGACCGUAGUGUAAAUGGGAAUCAGGUGGUUGAUUGCUCCAGAUGGCAUGAAGGGUGCUAUAUUCUUUUCCUGUUUUGAUAUGAAAUUGUGUAGCUAGACCUUUUUUAUUUUAUAUAUCUUUUUUAUAGUAAAAUCCAUAGUUGC
This is a messenger RNA of Prunus mume (Japanese apricot), 1582 nucleotides long. NCBI's taxonomy places the organism in Eukaryota, Viridiplantae, Streptophyta, Magnoliopsida, Rosales, Rosaceae. The record is from RefSeq and is a predicted model, not a curated record.